This is a messenger RNA of Pocillopora verrucosa, 6483 nucleotides long. The record is from RefSeq and is a predicted model, not a curated record. NCBI's taxonomy places the organism in Eukaryota, Metazoa, Cnidaria, Anthozoa, Scleractinia, Pocilloporidae.
AACAUGGCGGUGUGUCAUCACUUGCAUCGAGCCAAUUUUCUUCAAAUGCGUAGAGAUCCUCCUGCAACAUAUUUUUCCUCGCGAAAACGAAUGAUGACAAGUCAAUAAAAUGAGGGGUUCCAGAGAAGAAAAAGCGGAUUCAGCCUCUUCGGGUGAAGAUGAGGAAUCAUUGAGAGAAUUGAAACAGGCAAUUCAGGCAAGCAGUAAAGGAGCAAAAAAGACCAAAAACAAAAGUCAACUUCAUGAACUGUGCACAGUAAAUGGGAUCAAAUUUGAAAAGCUUCAGAAAGGAGCAGGAAAGAAUGUUGCUAGCCUGGAGAUGUUCUUCUCUGGAUUUCCCAAGAUUAUUGGUAUGGAGAACUUCCCAGAUCUUCAAAAUUUAACUCUGAUGGGACAACAGAUUACAACACUGGAGAAUCUGGACUGUUUGCCAAACCUUACAGAGUUAUGUGUGUCUGAAAGCAAGAUAACUGCUAUCUCUGGCCUUGAUGGCUGUAAGAAGUUGAAAAAGCUGUUCUUAUAUGACAACAAGAUUACAAAGAUUGAGAAUAUUUCUCACCUGGAACAGCUGAAUGUUUUAUGGCUGAACAACAACAAUAUCAUUGCAAUUGAGGGCUUAGAGAAGCUUCUUUAUCUCCUUGAUCUGAACUUGGCAGGAAAUAAGAUUACAGAAAUUGGGAAUUCUCUCAAUGGAAACUUAAAUCUAAAAACUUUGAAUUUGUCAGCAAAUUGCAUUGCAUCCUUAAAGGAUCUUACAAACUUGUCACAGCUGCCAUGUUUGGAGUCUCUAAGUUUAAAAGACCCUGUGUACGGGCCAAACCCAGUGGCUUUGCUGUGCAACUACUCAACACAUCUCUUGUUUCACCUGCCAAACCUGAAAAGAGUGGACUCCUACAAUGUGGACGAUAAAACACUGAAGGAACUGGCAGAGACCACAGUGGUUAAGAAGAAGAUGUAUUACAACAUGCGCGUGAAGACGAUGCAGAGAAACAAGGCUGACUUGCUUUUCAGACUGGAGACUGAGAGAGCAAAUCUUCAAGCUGAACCCAGGAACCGAAUGCUUAAACUCUUUUCAGCCGUCAAAGAUAUAGAGAGAGAGGUUGAGGAACAAAGAGAGGGAUUGUCAUCAUCUUUUAAAGAAAACAAAAAUCCCAUUAGUCCUGUUGCAGGGGACGAGGGGAAGAAAGAAAACUUGGAAGAGAAAGAGACCCUAGCGACUGAUACAAUGAUGUUCUCACAGAAGCUGCAAAAGAAGAAGGAAGCACUGCUGAAAAGAAUUUCGAAACUACAGAGACAGCGUGAAGAAAUUAAUCAGUGUCAUCAGGAGAGUUGUGAGCAAGUCAAUAAUGUCUCCGAGAUGACAGUUCAGCGGCUGUUGUUGGAGUUGGAGACUGGAGGAAAUGUGCGCUUUGAAGACGGCAAACAAACAGAUCCGUGGUACAAGUCCUGUCAUGAUCUGAUUUUUUCAAGGUUCUGUGUUGGAGACUACUUGGGUUUGGGAAUUUCUGGUAUCAAGGUUCACAGGAUUACGAGAAUCCAUAACAGAAUCUUAAGAACGAGAUUUGAUGAUAAACUUGAUCUGAUAUUGGACCGGGAUGAUAUUUCGGAGCUAACCCAGGGAAGAUCAUACAAAAGGCUUCUAGAAUAUCUCUUCUUUAUGUGGAAUCCUGCUCUGCUCAACGGAAAUGGUGAACCGAUAAGAGUACUGGAGGAGGGCUUCCGGCCGGCACAAGUUUAUGAGAGCUUAAAUGAAGAGGGUGGAGUCCCACUGGCCAACAGUGUUAGUGUCUGUGACAGAUCAAGAGUGGAUUUUCUCAGGAAACGGGCUAGGGAAAGAGGAAGUACUGACCAGUGUCCGUUUAGACACGGUCAGCUGAUUGUAGCUAAAGUGUUUGUCGGAAAAGUCGUCCCGGCAAAAAAUGAAAACAAGAUCACUAGAGCAACAUAUCGCGGAGUAGACUCAGUAUUUCGAGCGCGAAAACACGAGAACUGUCCGAGCAGACCUGGAUCGACAAUAAAGAGACAAGUUAUGGACACGAGUUGCGAGUGCAGCGCGCGGCAGUGCGCGUGGUUCGUGUUUGAUCACGAGAUGGUAUUACCGGAGUACGUGGUGGAUUUCGAAUAUAUCACCAAGGUGAAACCCAAAUCUUCGUUUAUUUAUUAUUACGGGGAUGUGACCACGCCAAGUUAUAAACAGAACGGGGAGCCUGGGGAGGAGAAAGAAAACAUUCCUGACGAGGAUGUUUUGAACAUGGAACCUGUUAUUCCUACAAGACCAAGGUUUAUUGCCCUAACAGAAGAACUGUUGUUUAAAAGGUGCAAUGUGGAGUGUUUGGAACAUAUUGUUUGCUUAAAUCUCCAUGGCAACGGUCUGAGCCGCUUACAGCUCGUGAAUUGUAUGACGGCCCUCAAGAGGUUGACAGUCAGCUACAAUGAACUAACGCGAUUGGAUGACGUCAGUCACAUGAUAUUUUUGGAGUAUCUUGACGUCAGUUUUAACAAAAUUACAACCUUGGAUGGAUUGAAGGGCUGCAAUCGUCUAAAGCAUUUAGAUGUGAGUUGGAACCUUCUGACGCACACCCGAGAGGAACUGGGCAUCAUGAGGAAACACGUGAUCACUCUUACUUAUCUGGACACGCGCAAUAAUCCUUGGCAAAAACCCGAAACUUUAAGAAUGCGAGCUCUUGGUAGACUGAAAAACCUGGAGUACUUGGAUGGAGUUCAAGUCACUGACGAGGAGAUGACAACAGCGUUAAAGAUGGCGGCCGCUUCCCGCCCUUCUUCUUUCGCUAUUCUGGCGCAUGCUCGGACAGACCAGAGCAAACCGCGCACUUUGAGCCUGGUACCGACUGCUCAAGCUAUCCUGGCCAGCAGUCAAAAUAGACCUGUUAAGUUACAAGACGAUGACAGCCAAUGGUUUAUCAAGGUUACAACGGUGAACCUCGAUAAUCAGCAUCUUGGAAAAUUAGCGAACAUGGAGCAACUGGAAAAUUUACGAUGGGCGUCUUUCAACGGCAACGAUCUUACUAAGAUUGAGGGUCUCGAGUCUUGUGUUCAUUUGGAGGAGCUUUCUGUUGAAAACAACUGCAUUAACAAGUUUGAAGGGUUAAGUAAGCAGUCCAUGCUAACAUGGCUAAGCCUGGCUGGGAAUCAACUCACUACUCUUGAUACCGGAAUGUUGGAGAAGCUUCCUCGAUUGAGAUAUUUAUCCGUGGAAAACAACGCCAUAUCUCAUCUACGUGGCUUGCAGAAUUGUCAGAGCCUCCAGGAGUUUUACAUAGGAAACAACACACUAGCGAAUAUACGAGAGGUUUACAAUCUCAAGACUCUCCCCAGUCUUCUUAUUCUGGACCUAUGCGGUAAUCCGAUGUCUACCGCUGGUCAGAACUACCGUUUGUUCGUUAUUUAUCACUUGAUAUCACUCAAGGCUUUGGAUGGAUUAGCUGUGGAAACUUCAGAGGGAAGUCUGGCCAAAGAUAUGUUUGGAGGAAGGCUAACUCCUGAUUUUAUUGCCGAACGUUUGGGACACUCAAACUUCUCCGAUCUCAGAGAGCUUGACUUACCCCACAGCUCACUAAGAACUGUGGAUCUUGGAACUAAAGACGCUUUUUUUAACCUGAGAAGUGUGAAUCUUGAACAUAACUCACUCACUUCAUUUGGCGGCUUGGUGAACCUCAUCAAUCUUAAGGUCCUUUGUCUUAAUCAUAAUCACAUUGAAUGCGUGGUCGCAAAGCCCAAAGCAACGUCACCAGCAAACGCGCCGAAACGAGGCAGUGAUGUCUCUUCGGGAUUGGAGAUUACAAACCCAGAGAAUUUUACUCCAGUUCUCCCCAAUCUCGAGGUUCUUCACUUGGGGUACAAUGGUAUUACCAAUAUGGCGGCCCUUCACUUGUCACGACUAACUAACCUAAGGGCUCUGUUUCUACAGGGAAAUGAAAUAAACAAGGUGGAAGGACUUGAAAGACUCCAAGAACUUCGCGAACUUGUUUUGGAUCGAAAUAAGAUCAAGAAUCUUUCCAGCACGUCAUUUAUGAGUCAAUGGCAUUUAACAGAGUUGCAUAUGGAAGAAAACAGGAUAAGAGAACUUUCUAACCUGGAGCCUCUUCAAAAUCUCCAGCGGUUGUACUUAGGAAUGAACCGUAUUCAAGACAUAGCAGAGUUGGAAAAGCUGGAAUGUUUAAGGCACCUGGUUGAACUUUCGGUCAUAAAUAACGCGGUCACUCGACGUCUUCUGCACCGACCCUUGUUAGUCUACCGCAUGCCCAACCUUUUGUGCAUCGAUGGGAUCCCUGUGUCGAGUGACGAGAAAACUAAAGCCGAGCUGUAUUUCAUGGAACAACAGAGUGGAAUGCAAAGCAUGACGUCAGCUUUGGAACCCAGUCUCCCAGGAAUCGUGACAACACGUUCCCAGGCUCCGCUUCGGGUGACAACAGUUCAGUUGAGCAGCACCACGGACCGUAACUGGGGAAUUACUGGUUUAAGACAAGAAUUUCCAAACGGAACGCUACUAAGAACAGGCGAACAGCAACAGGAUAAAGCUCGUCGUCGCGCGGGCAAUGUGCGUGGAGGCUCGAACCACUCGCUCCAAACCUUGUCAACCUCUGACUCCACCCACAGCUUGUCAGGGGACAGAUACGGACGUACUUCCGUCAGUCUCAGUACACAACAGUCAGGUGGCAUCAGCAGGCAGCCACAGGCCUCCUCGUCUGCGCCCUAUAUUGCACAGGGGUCUUACUCUCCUUACAACGUGAAUGGUGACGUCACUGAUACAAGCAGGAGUAAGAAUACUCGAUUCAAGUAGAGUAUACGUAUUUGAGUACUUGAUGGCGGUCAAAUUAGUUAUCCAUGGGAAUGUGGCAGAGAAGCAGAGUUCUUCUAUUCAAGAACACGCUCAUUGGGUAGAGAAGGAUUCGUUAUCAUUUUCGCUUCUGCAAAAGACAUUGUACAAACACAGUUCAAAUCAACAUCUGGAUAUAGUUUUCAUGAGGCCUCACUCCAGUUUUAUUUCAGUUGUGCGACAGUUUGCUUCCGGAUAGACUUUGCUAGUUACAUGGGUAGCCUUCAGAACAGGCGAAUUUAUUUGGACUUUUCAGGCGAUCGAAGGCAAGCACGAAUCACGCGCGAGGAGAGGACAAAUAUAUCAUGAACAAAAUUGUUUUUUCGCACCUUUCUCCUCGCGCAUGACUCGCGCUUCGUGUUCGCCUCGCACUUUCCUUAGUUCGCCUUAAAUGCGCCAAAAGAUCUCACCUGUUCUGUAGGCUAAUAGCUGACAAUUUCAUUGACCUGCAAUGAGAUGUCCCAGGAAAAACUCUACAUAAAAUCUGAACUAGAGAAAUAAUAAUUUUUUUUUAAUGUUUUGCCCUCUGGUAAUGUUUCAUAUUGAAAAUAAUACACCAGAGGAUACAACCUAUGCUAUAGAGGACCAAAACUUUAAGGAAAUGUUAGAAAUGGAAAUAAAAACAUGGAGACAUUAUUUUUAGAAAUCCCUUCAAAUUGGACCGAAUUAAUCCAGUAUUCUCACUUUUCACACAUUCCUUCCCCAACCCCAAGGAACACGAUCAAUAUCUCGCAUAAAUAGAUUUAUUUAAUCUUGAACCAUAAUACAUAAAUUCUGAACCAAUUUUACAAAGGUCCUGGUGAUUUUUACGUUAUCAACGCUGACCAUUACUUAAGAAUAGCCAAGUAAAUUUGAUGAAUGACCCGAGAAACCAACAGAUAACUCUAGAGCACUUCUUAAACCCUUUCACUCCCAAAAUCUCAUUAGCAAUUCUCCUUACUGUCUGUCACAAUAUUCUUAUCAUGUUAGUUUGAAGAAUUUGGUAUUGGAUCAACCAAUUAUUCCUUAAUUUACAUUUUCUUUUAUUUUCCUCACUUGUCUGAUUGAUAUCACAGUAUUAUUGUAAGGAGAAAUUCUGUCUUAAACACUUGGGGGAGUUGAAGGGUUAAAGACCUCUAUUUACUGUUAACUGAUUCAACAAAGCUUCCUUGGCAAUUCCAAAAACGUAUCAAAAUUACAGUACAUAUGAAAAAAUAUGAUACGCUUUCAAAAAUACCUUUUUUUUUUCUCCUCUGCUUCAUAACAUCAAUGACAUGAUGCGGUAAAAACUAUCAAUGGAAUGGUAUUUUGGAAUUCAUAAACGUAUAACUUUUCUUUAAACAAUAAACAUUUUCUGGACAUUUUAACGUAAAUGUACAAUGUUAAUAAUUUUGUAGAUGAGAAUCAUUAGUAAUACUGAUGGUAAAAGAAAAAAAAAUCUAGGGAAGGCUAGGGUAGAUCAUUUUCAGUAAUUCUGAAACAAUAAUCUAAUUAUUGCAAAAAGUUUUCCCGAGGAAAAAAUACAUGAAGCACUGGUGAUUCAAACUGUUCAAAUAUCCUAAAAAACAAUAACUGUAGGGGGCUUGCAGCUGCAAUCAUGACUUUCAUUUAUAAUAAUAUCACAAAAAUUCCCCAAAAGUGAACAUGAUAGAGAAUCCAAAUAAAAA